Molecule: messenger RNA, 1002 nt
Organism: Closterium sp. Naga37s-1
Lineage: Eukaryota; Viridiplantae; Streptophyta; Zygnematophyceae; Desmidiales; Closteriaceae
Source: the annotation of a GenBank genome assembly
AACGACUUUAACGACGAGCAGGGCGAGGUUCCCAAGUUUCGGCCUCCGAUCGGUGUCCAAUGGGACAUGUUACUUGGGGAGCACAGCCCGCCUUUUCAGUCGACCCAAACGCCACCCUUGCACUCUCCCCUCGCACUCUCCCCCACGCUCUCUUUCUCGCCUCCCCUCCUUCAGAACGACUUUUACGACGAGCAGGGCGAGGUUCCCAAGUUUCGGCCUCCGGUCGGCGUCCAAUGGGACAUGUCACUCGCGGAGCACAGCUUGCCAGACGGAAACUGCCACGUGGCAGUCGGCACAGCGCGCCGCCACUCCGUCAGCAGGGAGGGGGACGGGGUCUGGGGCCCUCUGGAGGUGGGGGAUGGGGCGGGCAUCAUCAAGCCUUUUGUGGAAGAAUUCUUCUUCUCCCACACCCCCACGUCUCGUUUCGGCUGCAUGGUGGGAUACGAUCCGGAAGGAGCAUUGCGUGCCUACGUGGUGGUCGAGGACUCACUAGACACCAAUGAACGCCGCCCCUCCGACUGGGUCUGGCCCACAUGGGGCCCGGGCGGCGUCCCGCCCCAGCUUCCCGACCACCUGCCGCCCGUUCCGGCACUAGAUGACAAGACGAUGGUGGGAACUCGCACCACUCUGACUCGCAACCUGAUGGUUCAGGAGCGAGAGAACGUGUCGUGGGCAGAGGAAUGGAGCCCCAACAGUACUGCCGCCGCCGCCGCAGCCGCUGCUUCUGCUUCAGAUGAAAAAUCUGCUGCUGCGGAUGCAGCAGCAGCUGGCCUUAUGGGCCGAGUGCCUGAGGGAGAUGAGGACCGGUAUGCGGUGUUUGCUCUGCCCCACGGGGUGGUGGUGUGCGCCCCUCGCUCCCCGCAGCUGGUGGCAGGGAGGCCGUUUGUGCUGUCGGUGUCGUGGGUGGUGGGGGAGGGCGAGGUGAAGCGGAUCACUGCCACUUGGGGGGCGAAUGGGGGCUUUGAGAAAGUGGAGGGCGAGUGGUACAGGAGACAGGCGUGA